AUGAAGGCAUACAUCGCUGUUGCUUCAAGUCUCCGCUUCUUCUGUGUCUCUUACUUUCGUUUUCUAAGAUUACCAGCACUUCCCUUGUUCUUAGGUUCUUUCUCUCUUUUUUUUUUGUCUCCCCACCCUCUCUCUUUUUCCUUCUUAAGACUUCAGUUAUUAGCAUUUUCCUUAUAUUUUCCCUCCGUUUCUCUCUCUUGCUCUUUGUCUUGCUCUCUUUUUCUCUUUCUUGUCUCUUUAGAUUACAGGCACAUCCUGUGUUCUCAUUUUAUUUCUAUAUUUCUCUUCUUAAUCUUCACCUUCGCCUUCUUAUUCUCUUUCUCUCUCUUUGUCGAUCACUCUCUGUCUGUCUCUCACUUGUCUUAUUCGAUUGCUAACACUUCCUCUUUUUUCAUUUUCUUUCACUUUUCUCUCAUUUUCCCCUCUCUCUCUCUCUCUAAAAUAUAUUUCCCUUCCAUCUCUCCCUUUCUCUCUUACCCUUUUUAUUCCCUUCUCUUUCUCUAUCCCUUCUUAUCUAUCUGCUUUUCUCUCUCUCCCUUUCUCUCUAACUCUUUCUCCCGCUCUCUCUCUAUAUUCUUCGCCCUUUCUCUCUCUCCCUCUCUGUAUUUCUCUUUCUUCCUCCCUCUCUUCCUUUUACCCUCUCUCUUUAUUUCUCUCUUUUUCUCUCCCCCUUUAUUCCUCUCCCCCCUUUUCCCUCUCACUUUCUCUCACCUUUCCUUUCUCUCUUUCCUUUUCUCUUUCUUAUUUUUUAUGGGCUUUGUUGCAAUCUACUUCCCAUUCUGCACAGGAACUGCAUCUCUACUUUCAUUAUAG
This is a messenger RNA of Acanthosepion pharaonis, 813 nucleotides long. NCBI's taxonomy places the organism in Eukaryota, Metazoa, Mollusca, Cephalopoda, Sepiida, Sepiidae. The record is from the annotation of a GenBank genome assembly.